GCUCGUCUUUCAAAUAGUCCCACUUUGCUCCCCUUUCUCGAGUGUCACGACAAAUCCAUCCAUCCAUCCGUCUUCAACUCAGUCAAUCCCUUAAAGCCCAACUUCGCCUACCGACACCUUCAAACAAUCAAGUAUCGCACGAAGCAACCAUGUCUCUCAAGCACGCCGACUUCCCCUCCUCCACCGCCUUCGACGCCAUCUCCACCUCCCUCACCUCCAACCCCUCAUCCCUCCAACCCCUGCUCAAAUCCGCAAACGCAAUCUUCGCCUUCGAACUGAAAAACCCGGCCGGCAACGUCGAGCACUGGUACAUCGACCUCAAAGAGACGGGCAAAGUCGGGCGGGGCCAAACCGCGCCCGAGGGCAAGAAACCCACAGUCACAUUGGUCCUGUCGGAUAAGGAUUUCGGCGAACUGGUGCAGGGGAAGGCGAAUGCGCAGAAGUUGUUCAUGGCGGGCAGGUUGAAGGUCAGGGGGGAUGUGAUGAAGGCGACGAAGUUGGAGCCGGUUCUUAAGAAGGCGCAGACGCAGGCUAAGUUGUAAGAUGGUGUGAUUGGGAAAGAUGUUGGG
This is a messenger RNA of Westerdykella ornata, 569 nucleotides long. Its product is annotated as sterol-binding-like protein. Lineage: Eukaryota; Fungi; Ascomycota; Dothideomycetes; Pleosporales; Sporormiaceae. Bases 150 to 542 code for a protein of 130 amino acids. Gene Ontology annotation, cellular component: cytosol. The record is from RefSeq and is a predicted model, not a curated record. The transcript is spliced from 2 exons.